AUCUCAUCCAUGUGAAACUGCCACUCGUAACCGACGAAUGGUCACUCGCGUUGCGGUAACCGAUGGCCAGAGGUCUACGCAAGGUCCGGCCGCAGCUGUCGUCGGCGUACAUCUCGAAAUGGCUGCGUGUGCUAAGCAACAUGUCGGCGGGGUUUCUGAUCAUUGGCACGGGCAUCUUGGUGUCGCUCCUGCUGUACCAAGGCAUGUUUUACAGCCAGCGAAUUUCGCCCAUGACCCAAGACAGGUGGAGUCCGCUCUUCCAGUCGUGCGUUCUCAACUCGUCGGGGUUUGUGCUCGGUUCGUGUGACCCCGACGAGGUCGCUUCCACGGGGGUCAUUCCGUGGACUAGCGUGGGCGCGCAACUUGCGCGAGAUUUGCAGCGAAACGAGUCAUCCGAGGCCCCAGUGUACGUGGCAACGUGCGUCAUCGGAGGGUACAACGGCACGUCGUGGGCGAACCUCAUGUUUCUAGUGGGCGAGCACGGGUUUCCAAAGUGCAAGCCGAUGGGGAAACAGGUGAUUCUCGGCAUGGCGUCGCUCGAAACCGUCGGAACCGACGACUUUCCACUGGGGGCGUUCUUACUGAGCACGUUUGCCGACGCUCGUCCGGUCCGCCCCGUACAAAUCGCGACAGUCAACGGCGUCGUGACCGUCAUUCAGUCCACCGUCAAGACCAUCAUCGCUCCCAAUGGCUCGACUUUCGCCGCGCCUUGGGAACAGCGCAACUACGUCACCAGUGUCAACAGUCUGAACCGGCUCUUCCUCAUGCGGCUGUGGCUCGUGGCCCACUACUUGGACAUUUCAAGCCUCACAGAUACGCUGGACGGAUACAGCGUCGGCAGCCACACAGGAAUGACCGUUGCGUUUGGCUGGGAUCACUCGCACACUGUGGACCACUACAUGCUACUGCUCGCAUUCCAAGUGCUCAUUUGCUUUGUGUCUCUUGGGUUGCUCAGCAACGACGGCGUGAUCACCCUCGAGGGGCUGUCUGGCCUUCUCAAGAACAAACCCGUACUAACAUAUGACAUUUUGGCAUCGCUCGAACGCCGCAAGCUGCUGCUAGUGAGUCUCGUGUGCACGUUCUUCUUUUCGCCGCUGUACGCCGACGCCAUCCGGUACACAUAUGCAGAGACGGGGUACCACUACUGGUACCUGGCGCUGCUCAUGGUGGCCGUGAUGAUGGCGCUGUCGUGGAUGGCGCUGUUAACGUCACUCCAAUCGGUUCCCGUUCCAAAGAUAUGGCGUAACCGGCCGCUGUGCUACUCGGCGCCAGUGUUCAUCUACUGCACGAUUCUGUUUUUUGUUAUCUACGAAGGGUCGUUCGAUAGCGGGAAGGUCGAAAGUGAAGCCAUGUGGAGCCAUGCCCAGGGCACGCUGGGGCUGGUCGUCCACGGGCAAACGCGGUCGUCUGGGGCGUACACGAUGACCGGCAUGACGCCGGUGAUCUACCUCAUCAUGCCCGACUUAGUCGUGUGCAUGCUGGUCGCAUGGGGGGUGUCCAUCGCCGCGCACAAAUGGCAUGUCGGGUAUGCCAUAUUGGACACAUCGUGGACAAGCCACAACGAGUUUGUAAACCAGCUGCCCAAGCCCCAGUGGGUCACGAGUCUCAACUUGGACCACAAAAACACGAUUUCCAUCGGCUCCAAGCUGUUCUGCAAGCCCAGUUUGCUGGUUUUGUUGGGCUACUGCAUCAUCCGGGACAAAGGAGUCGACGCGACGGCCGCCACCACCAACCUCUACCACCCCGCGUCGAGCCACCACAGCAGCACCCACGACAAGGUCGAAACCGCGAGCUACGUGGUAACGACGACCAAGGAAGGGACGACUGCGAGCAGACUUGGAACCACGCUAUACGCAGCAGCCCAACCCCCACCCCACUCGUCGCCCAACAGACUCAAGACCGAGUUCAUCGUCAUAAGCAUCUACGACUUGGUCGCGGCCCUUCUGCCGUGGAUUCGAAGGCUCGUGUACUCGCCCCACCAGUUUGGCACGAUCACCACCAACAAGUUCCUCGUCACGAAAAGCCACACCCGGCUGCACCAAAAAGCCAACUACACGUACAGUCGCGGUGAUUGCUGUGGAUAACACCAACUAACGUAACGCCAACUCACCAAGCAUUCGAACAGCUAGCCUUAGCUUACAGUUAUCCUACCCUAUACUAUUGCCUUUUUCGCUGAAAUUUGGACUCGGCAGAAUCGAUUCGAGGAUAAUUUAUAGCUUAUUCGAU
Aphanomyces astaci is the source of this 2226-nucleotide messenger RNA. RefSeq lists its product as hypothetical. Lineage: Eukaryota; Oomycota; Saprolegniomycetes; Saprolegniales; Verrucalvaceae. The coding region runs from base 63 to 2084 and encodes 673 amino acids. The record is from RefSeq and is a predicted model, not a curated record. The transcript has a single exon.